UUCCCCCUUUCCUCCUCCCUUUCAGGAAAAUACCCAUCAAAGAACUGCCAUUUAUACACCCAAACCAAACUCCCAUCAAUCAAAUCCCCAGCCUAAAGGAACCAAAAUGGCAGCCCUAAUCUGGCCUGAGAGAUUACCACAGAGAGUGAUCAGUGAGCUUGUCAAUGGCAGGGAGAUGGCCGUUCAGCUCCAGGUCCUCCUCCGCAAGGACUCUAGAAAUCACGGGUCCGCCUCGGCUCAGGAGAUUGCCGGGAAGAUCAUGAGAUCCUUCACCGAGAGCAUUCACCUGCUGAGCUCCGUUGAGUCAGGUGAGGUGUGCGAUGAUGGAGGAUCCGAGGACUCGGAUGCCAGUAAGAAGAGAUCCGAGCUUUCGGGUUCAAAGGAUGGGCGAGGUUGCUAUAAGAGAAGAAAGGGAUCUCAGACAAGGACAGAGAUUUCUGCCACUACAGGAGACGAUUAUGCAUGGAGAAAGUAUGGCCAGAAAGACAUCCUCAAUGCUAAGUUCCCAAGGUGCUACUUUAGGUGCACACACAAACCCGACCAAGGCUGCCGAGCAACAAAACAAGUCCAGAGAAUGGAAGACAACCAGCAGAUGUACCAAAUCACAUACAUUGGAGUCCACACCUGCCGGAAAACGAGCAGAUUGUCUCCACAGAUAAUCACGGACACCGACCCUUGGGAGCUCUCCGACUGCUCCAAGAACCAGGCAGAAAAUAAUAAGUACCGUGUCCCCGCCACAGUGAAGCACGAGUACUACAAGGAGGAGGACAACCCAAGCGACGUGACUGAGAACAGUUUCACGCCACUGGGUUUGAAAUUCGAGAGGGAACCAAUGGCAGGUCCCGACCACGAUUUCGGUUCUCUAGACGUGGAUGAGUUAAUGGCCAGCUGUGUGGGGCUUGAUGCUAGUGAUUUUUCGUUUGCUGAUUGGAAUUGCUUGUGAUGGAUUAAGAUGAAAGGCUUUGAAAUGCAAAAGCCUUCUCUUGAUUACCCUGUUUUCCCACUUUGCUUGUGAAAGAGUAUAAUCCCAUAAUGAGAUUGCAGAGUGUUCUUUUACCCAAAAAAAAAAAUGCAGUGUUUUUUUAGGUUUCCUUUUCUUCUUGGGAGUUUCCUUGUAACUGAUCGAAGUGUAGAAUUAGAGAGACAUAAAUAAAAACGCAAUCAUGCUUCUUGGUC
Punica granatum (pomegranate) is the source of this 1176-nucleotide messenger RNA. The record is from RefSeq and is a predicted model, not a curated record. NCBI's taxonomy places the organism in Eukaryota, Viridiplantae, Streptophyta, Magnoliopsida, Myrtales, Lythraceae.